CAUCUCAGGUUGAAAUGGGAGCACCGCCCAUGGAUAGUAAAACCACUUUUUUGUAAUAAACUGAAAGUGAUCUUUUGACAGGUGUUGCUGGGUACAAGUGUAUCGAUCAAUACUUAAGUGGCCAUUUACUACUGCAUUUACGGAUAGAUGCUAUUCGGUGAUCGUUUAUGAAAGUGCCGAGAGUGCCAUAUUUGUGGUUUCUGUUUCGAAGUUGUGUUAUGAUUGUUCUCCGAGAUAUUUGCAUUUGUGUUGACAAGUGAAGAGGCACAAGGCAGGCGUACUGUCUCAUCCUUUUAAAGAAAGUGAGCGUGCGAGUGAGGGGCGCCCGAGCGAUGACCUUGUAGCCAUGGAUGCCACAAGGGAGUUUACGUGGGGCGGCGGUGGGGGUGGGAGUAGCGCUGCUGGUGCGAGCGACCCUGCACGGGCGGUCCUGGUGGUGGGCGGAGGCGGCGUUCGCGGACGACUGCCUCAGCGGGGCGUGUACAGGGCGCUCUCAGGGGUCACUUUCCAGCAUCUCGAUCUCUACGUCCGCCAGACGUCGUCAUGCCACGACCCUGCGUUGCCUUCGGAGGACGACGAGGGGUUGGACUCCCUCGAGAGUCAGACUCACACCCUCACGCCCUCGCCCGACCUCGCCCAAAGGGGCCACGUGCAGGCCGACAACCCGCCGCAUGCCGAGGGUGGCUACUUCAGCCUCGAACGAUGCCUGAGUGACGAAGACGCCGCGAACCUGCACGAUUCGCUGGAGAAUCUGAUGAUCCAGUACCAGUCCCCGGCCUCGAACGCGGGCCACCCUCACUUCUCGGCGAACUAUCCUCAUCCCUACCAGGGGUACCAGCACCCGCAGAAACCGCCGAGCCACGCCCACUUCACACGCAUGCCCGCCUACGUCAACCCGUCCUUCCAGCACCAAGCGCCCUUCGUGAAUCCCCCGCCAUGCCACGACUAUCCUGCGGCAGAUCCUAGCUACCUGCCGGCCAGGACCUAUCCCCCCAGCAGCGGCCACUACAUUUCGGAGAGCGACUACGAGUCCAUGUACCACCAGAGGGACGGCUAUCCCGUGCUCGAGGACGUGUCUCGCGGCGGCGCGUACGAGCGGCAGGUAGGUGAUGUGUACUCCUCGCACGGGUCGUACCAGACCCCCGAGACCUUCCAGGCCAAGACGAACUACCUCUAUCCCAACUACUCUCCCGCGAGACACGGUGGCGCCCGGGAAUCUGGGGGAAAGGAUGAAAGGAAGGCGAGUGUUCUGAGCGCCGAUUCCCUCGAAGACCUGCCUCAGAGCCCGACGUCUCCCGUCUCCCCGCUGCCGCCGAUGGAGGGUCGUAAGAGUUCCUGUUAUAACGACUCCUUGGAAGACGUCCGUCCAAGACUCGUCAGCGAACUACGUGAAUUCUUUGAGCGGCAGAAGUCUGUUGCCAGCAACAGCAGUCCAGAGUCUGACAGUCUUCAAGAUCGUCGACCCGACGCGGAGAAGAAUUCUGCCAACACAGAGAGCGUCCAGCCGAAGGAGAAAAUAUCUGCAGAGGUCCAGGUUGACAUCAGCUCGUCAGUCUCGAGUGACAAAACGGAAGAUGCGGACACUAACACGACGGAAGAAGAGACCGUGGACACGACACAGGAAUCGUCCUCAGACGACCCGACGAAGGAGUUAUUAGAGUCUCAGAAGGAGACACCUCCCACGUCGAAUUUGCGGUUAGGAGACGUGGCGUUCCUCAGGGCAACGCAAGACACACCGCAAACACUCCUAGCAUCUACGAGGCUCGUGCAGGCUACGCUGAAGCCUUCCCCCAAGGCCACUACCUUCUUUAUUAGUCUUGAAAGCAAAUUUAAGGUUCCUGAGUUCGAAGACACGAAGAAGGAAGAGGAAUCAGACAAGAAAGAAGAGGAAGAAAGUGUCGCAACCAGCUUUAGGGACAAUUCGUCUUACACGUCGAGCGACAGCAAAGAGACGCAGUCCUCGCCGAACACGUACGAGGACGAGACCGACUCCUGCGACCCGGCCGAUUACCAGGAGUCCCAGCUGAUCCUCCGUCACUUCGUCGCCGACUGGGAAAACGAGUCCCCGCCGAGCGACCACGAGUCGGACAUCGACGAGUUCUUCUUGGUGCUCGACUCGACCGGAGGGCAAGGCAACUUCAACUUCCCGUCAGACAGCUCGUCCGUGCUGUCCUCCGUCGGGAGCUCUCUCUCCGACCAGAAGUCAGACAAUCACUUCCAGGAGCAGGACUCGUACGACGACGGCAACCUGGCUGACGUAGGAGAGCCCGACACCUCCAGCUCAGGUCUGAGUCCGGUGGCAGAAUCCACCAGCACCGAGAGUAAUUCUCCCACUCCGGCUCUUCCAGAACCUUCGGACGAGAAAGACGGCUUCCUUGACGCUGCUCCCCACAACGUUAUUGUCAAGCCUUUUUUAGGAUUAGGUAAGGGCAGUGCUCAAGAGUCUCAUGCGGGUUCUGCCCUGGGUACCGAAAACACAACUGUUGCUCAUCCUGACUCUCUCGGCGAAGAGGGGCACGAUAGCGACGAAUUUGAGACCGUCAUUGACACCGUACUGUGUGACAGUGAUGACAGUUGCCAUGGGUCCUUCGAUGGCAACACUAACACACUACUAACCCCAGAACUAACUAACCCGCCGCUGGCAGACGCCACCGAUGAGUCUGCUCCAGCGUCGACUCCGUCCAGUGAUAUCGAGGCUUCUAUCGAAACCGUGCGCAAUUUCGACGCUCAUUGCAAAUGCAGCCCGACGUCAGAUGCCGGCGAAAAAUGUGCUGGGAAACGUGCGGAUAGAUUGACUUCGGAUCUAAUCAAGGCCGAUGCACCUGUCAUGACCGGAAAUGAUCACAAUCAGAGUGCAACAUUGUCCGGUCAGGGAGUCGCGGACCCGAUAGGGCCUCAUUACGCAAAUUCGCGUGAUCCGCGUGAAAAUGAGGUCACAAGUGGCCGGAGCUCCGCCCCGGGUGAGGCAAGCGGCACAGAUGCUGACCCACACGCUACUACCGUCGCAGCCGCUCAGCUGGCAACUUGCACUUUCGAUUUCGCUGCAGAGGACCAGCCUACCCCUGACCUUGAGGCACUGGCCACUUUGAUAGCGGAGCGGAUCAUGAGUGGCACCCUACCAUCGACCAGUGCCAGUCAGAGUGGGCCAGGAGGCACUACCGCUCACCUCGCGCCAGGAAUACACUCAGCCACUCGCAGCUGUGACGACUUGCUCGUGACGAGGUCAGUCACUGUCAGCACAUGUGAGGGUACGGACGGCGCUCCACACUUGCCCCUUGAUACAACGUCGCCUCCUGUAGUAAACAUCGAUUCAUGCGAAAGUGAAAGUGAUCAGCGUGCAGCGGCCAGCAUGAGCGGCGAGGUGUGUGACCUGCAGUGCGCGCAUGCCCUUAGUCAGGCGGAAAACUCAGUGAGUGAGACAUGCAGUGAAGAUACGAGUCCGGCGGCGGUGAACGAGAGUAAGGGUGGAAUGAGUGAGAAAGAGAGCCACAAAUCGUGUGAAAUGCUUAGUCGUUCGCUGUGUCAGGAUGAACAUCACAUCAAAGAAUAUAGUGACAAUGUUGUGAAAGAAGUGAUAAAAGAUAUAUCUCGGCAAGUGUCUAAAACAUCCGAUAUAGGUGACGAAAUCAUGACAGACACCGAGGAGGACUGUAGGAGCGCCGAUCAGACCGCGGCGAAUUCCCACGCCAAUCCUGCCAGCAAAUCCCCCGCGACGACGCCCCACUUCGAGGCUCCCAGGCCGGUGUUCCCGAGGAAGGACUCCAAAGGGUCGACCUGCGAUUCCAUCGAGAGUCGCAAGACGUCAUUCAGCUCCACGAUCACAACCCCCGAUGAUGAAUUCAUCGACGUGUCUCCCUCGGGAGACACGCCCGUCAGGAGGUAUUCGAACUCCUCCGGAAUUUCGUCUUUAUCAGAGACGAGUGCCAGGAAGCUGUCGUUCUCGUCCUCGAUGUCAGACGACUGGGAAUGGUUCCCGGGAAGGAAGAAGAGCAUGCGGGGCCAGGCUCUCCACGAGUACAAAGCAGCGCCGACGUCGCCGACGGAGUUGGGGGAGAACGCUGACGUGCGAAAGAUGUCCGGCGCAAGCACGGCGUCCAUGCAAAGUUCAGGGAUCAGCUCCAUGACCGGAUCUGCUUGUGAAUCUAGUCUGAGUGAAGGGCGAAAAUUCUCAGCAAGUUCUGGUGUUUCCUGCUUGUCAAAGAUUAAAGAGGAAACGAGGAUGGUCACUGAUGAGGAUUUAGCAAAAUUGGAGUCAUAUGAACAAGAUAAAGACGUACAGACUAUGAAGGAAAAAGAAUUCUGUCACAACAUCACCCCUGAUGGAAAACCACUCACCCUCCCCCCACCAGUGUGGCCUCGAGGUGCUGUCAGACAGGAAGUCAGCGAGAGCAACAAGCAUCCCGCUCUUGUUGACCCUCAGAGCAUGAAUUAUGCAGACUCCAAGACGGAGAAUCUAGAAUUUCUCGUCAAGAGAGCUGAGAUCUUGAAAAACUCCAACAGCAAAAUUCGCAUAGAGCAGCAGAAGCUCGACCUCCCCCUGAUUUGCCCUUCGUCAUGCCCGCUCAGACGGAAGGAGUACAUGUCAAGUGAUGAUCUCGGCCACCUCCACUUGCACACCUCCGAGCAGAGCGACAAGGAAAAGAGAAAGUCGCUAAAUUUUGUGCCUAAACUCAUCAAGCCAAAACCGCGAAGCUCCCUGCGCUCGAGGAGGCUGACUCUUCACACCUUCGAAAACAUAGCAGACCAGUGGAGGAAGCAAAAUGGCGCGAGCAACGAAGCCGCAGAGAAGAGCGAGUCCGCGGAGAUCCUGGACGAUAACGAGCCUCCCGAAGGCAUGGAGAAGGAGGUGGAGUUCAGGCGUAAUUUGGUUCGCGAUCUCGAGAGACUGGAGGCCGAGAUCGACGCCGAGGUGCUGGCGCUUGAAUCGGAGUCCAUGAAAGGCGGGAGUGACUCAUCCUCAAUCGCUGUCGUCUUCGAUAGCAACGAGUCAGUAGCGUCAGGUAUAAGCUCUCUCUGCGGCAGACAGUCUGAAGUCGACAAUGCAGACGAGACUUCCUCCAUAUACGAAGCAGACAGAGAGAUCGUCGAGUCUAACAUUUCUCAUGCAGGUGCCUUUAGCGAGAGAAAAGCUAAGAAUAUGAGCCUGGCGUCUAAGAUCGACCGGGUCCUCCCACUCGACCUGGACAGCGAUCUAAAUAAAUCGAGCAAUGAAGUAGUACUCGAGUCGGGGAAUUUCACGCCGCAGUCGGACUCAAAGUCUCUCCCAAACCUGAUGGAAGUGGGAGAGGCAAAGAUCCUGGACGACUCUACGCCCGAGCCCAGGGACCCCAAGGACCCCAAGAGGGAAAGCUUAAAGUCCUGCAGGAGCGCGGAGACGAUGCUGAGCGUCGAGGAAAUCGUCCCGUGCAGCAACUACGAGUUCAGCGAGGUCGCUUUCCCGUCGAUGAUCGGGUACGACGAGCUUGAGGAGCAGGAGGUCAUCGAGAACUUCUCCGACGAAGACCUGGUGACCGACGCCGAGUUCGAGGCCUUUUCGGAGACGGAGCACGACACGGACAUGGACAACCUGAACUUGGACCUGUUCGAACCCACGGCGGGGAGCAAGGUGGACGGCAAGAUGCUCUCCAAGAGGCAGCGGAAGCUCAGAAAGCUGAAGAGGAAAUUCAGCUUCAACAGCAACGACAAACAGCCGAAGGACAUAAAGGGCACCAUAUCGUCUUCCCUCAAGAGGAUCAAGGACGCCAAGCACAAGAUCGGUCGGCUCGUUCAUAAGACUCUGAAGACGGAGGUCGCUCCCGCCGUCUCUUCGGUCGAAUCCCUCGAAGCGCUUGCGAGUUCUCAGGCAGCGAAUCUCCGCACGACGCACCUGGAUUUUUCGAAUUUACAUUCCAAGGCCCCUUUGGAACGCAGCGACUCACAUUCCUCAAAAGCAUCAGGAAGUCAACAUUCCGAAACAACUCAGGAUGGCACGGAAUCUAAAGCAUCCGAUCCCAUAGCGGGAGUGACCAGAAACGCCUCGAAAUCCUCGGAAGACAGCCACUUCCUUGGAAUAUGGGAGAGGCGGCACCAGGACGGCCAGGAGUCGGCGUACUCCUGGUCCGACGCUGACAGUGACUUCGAGUACCUGGCGAUGGAGCCUCCCAAGACGGUGGUGGUGUACAAGGAGGGCUGCGGUGCCGACGCGCCCUCCACGGCGGCCCCGAGUGCUCAUCAGCUCCCCGCGGACAACAAACAGCAGACGGCAGGUUCUGCAUCGCAAGAAGACCGCGAAGUCCGCUUGUGUCACCGGCCGAGCAACUCAGUGAGGUCAGACAAGGUCCCCCUGGCUACGUGGGAACCCUUCUUCUGCGUCCUUCUGCAGGAUGAGCACACCUUCACGUCCUACCGCUCCGAGGAGAUGGCGAUAUUGGUGCCAGGGCGAAGGGCCGGGUGCCCGCCGCCGCCACCUGUCCCAGCUGGUGUUGGCGCGCGCUCAGAAAUUGUUGUGACUUCUCGCCGGAAACAUCUGUCACACCUGCGCGACGGGGAAAUGUUUACGCAGGGCCAAAAGCUUCUUAUUUUCUUUUCCCCAUUUUUUUCUCGUGUGAAAGUAUUUCCCCUUCUGGUGUUGUAUGUUGUCACAUUAGAUUGA
Molecule: messenger RNA, 6631 nt
Organism: Penaeus vannamei (Pacific white shrimp)
Lineage: Eukaryota; Metazoa; Arthropoda; Malacostraca; Decapoda; Penaeidae
Source: RefSeq, a predicted model, not a curated record